Morchella sextelata is the source of this 564-nucleotide messenger RNA. RefSeq lists its product as uncharacterized. The record is from RefSeq and is a predicted model, not a curated record. The coding region runs from base 1 to 564 and encodes 187 amino acids. Gene Ontology annotation, molecular function: nucleic acid binding. NCBI's taxonomy places the organism in Eukaryota, Fungi, Ascomycota, Pezizomycetes, Pezizales, Morchellaceae. The transcript has a single exon. Gene Ontology annotation, biological process: DNA integration.
AUGGAAUUCGUUACUGGCCUACCGGAGAGCGAAGGGUACAACGCGAUUAUGGUAGUUGUUGAACGGUUAACAAAGAUACGACAUCUCCUGCCCUGUAAUACUACCGUCAACUCCGAAGACGUCGCCCAACUAUACCUGCGAAAUAUAUGGAAGCUCCAUGGGCUACCCACACAUGUCACCUCCCACCGCGGUACGCAAUUCACAGCCAAGUUUUGGAAGGCUCUCUGUAAACACCUCGACAUCGAAGCAAGAAUGUCCACCGCCUUCCACCCGGAGACCGACGGCCAAACUGAAAGGCUGAACGCAGUAAUGGAACAAUAUCUACGUAGAUAUGUCUCUUAUCAACAGGAUGAUUGGGUAAAAUGGCACCCUAUGGCAGAAUUCUCCGCCAACAAUCAGGUCUCUGCAUUCACCAAAGCUACACCAUUCUUCGAGAACUAUGGUUUCCAUCCCCGGUUUACAGUGACGAUCAAAUCGUUUCAAGGAUCGAUUAGUGAAUACAUUGGGUUACCAAGAGUUGGAUUAGUCAGAAAGGUUCUAUUGGGUUCUACCGGGUUCUGUUGA